UAGGCAGCUGUUCAGCACUGCCCCUGCUCCGUUUCAAAUAUGGGCACGGUAAAAAUGGCAACCUUUGACGUGACAGCAAUAGCUGCUAAAAACAGAACUGACCGCAGCUAGAUAGGAGCCCACACCCGCGGGGACAAGAGCGGCCGGCCUAUAGUCUCUUGCCUGACUCGGGCCUACACGAGAUAGCUCGUGUAUUUUGGUUCUCACGUUUCGCAGCUUGUGUGGUUUUAUCUGAGGAGGCUUUGUUGUUGUUUUACGUCCUGCUAGAAGCGCUCGUCUAAAAUGAAUACCAUGGAUAACCUGGAGAAACAGCUGAUUUGUCCCAUCUGCCUGGAGAUGUUUACAAAGCCUGUGGUUAUCCUGCCAUGCCAGCACAACCUCUGCAGAAAAUGUGCCAACGAUGUUUUCCAGGCCUCCAACCCGUACCUUCCAACAAGAGGGGGCUCGCUGACGUCCGGCGGCCGCUUCCGAUGCCCGUCCUGCAGACACGAGGUGGUUCUGGACAGGCACGGUGUUUACGGGCUGCAGAGGAACCUGCUGGUUGAGAACAUCAUCGACAUGUUCAAACAGGAGUCCAGCAGCAGCAAGCCGGCGCCAGAGAGAAAGGAAGAAAUGCCCAUGUGCGAGGUUCACCCAGAAGAAAAGAUCAACAUCUACUGCGUGACCCACGGCGUGCCCACGUGCUCCAUGUGCAAAGUAUUUGGAGUGCACAAAGACUGUGAGGUGGCGCCCAUCACCAGCAUCUACCAGUCAAAGAAGACGGAGCUGAGUGACGGGAUUGCCAUGAUGGUUGGUAACAACGACAGGAUGCAAGGCAUCAUCAGUCAGCUGGAGGAGGCCUGUCGUGUCAUAGAGGAGAAUGGCCGGAGGCAGAAGACGCUGGUGUGUGAGAGGUUUGACCAGCUCUACUCCAUCCUGGAGGGGAAGAAGAGAGAGAUGAGUCAGAAGGUGACCGCCGAACAGGAAGAGAAGGUGAACUACAUCCGGGGCCUGACCCAGAAGUAUGGAGACCACCUGGAGGAGAGCUGUAAGGUGGUGGAGUUGGGUAUCCAGACUAUGGAGGAGCCGGAAAUGGCUUUAUUUCUACAGAACACAAAGCCUCUCCUCAAAAAGCUUGCAGAAGCAUCCAGCACAGCCCACUUGGACAAAGUGGAGCGCGGCUACGAGAACAUGGAUCACUACAGCGUCGACUUCAAGAAGGAGAGCACGGCCCUGCGCGGCCUCGACUUCCUCCAAGAUGACGAAGACGAGGAUGAAGAGGAUGAGGACGGAGAAGCAGACCCAGAGGAAGGCGAGGGGGCCCAGCCUGUAUCAGCCGCCUCCGUCCAACCUUCUGCUCCGCAGCAGAGCAACUCCUCCCCGAGCGCAGCCAAGAGCGCCGCCUCGUCCUAGCUGUCAGCCGCCGGCCCCGGAAACAAAAAGCAGUUCCGGAGCACGAUAAGUUUUGCUGCUAGAUAAUUAUUUCAGGUCAGUUGUGAUACUUUUCCCCCAGAUUGGAGAACACGAGACAGAUUUAGAUCUGCGCCGAAGGGAAACUCUAAGUUGCAGAGCUAGAUCUGAAGGAAGAGACCGAAGUUUCAAUUCCCCUCUCUCUCUCUUAUAUUGGGAUUAUGUGAGCGAGCAUCACUGCAUGCUGACUGGUUUUAUAUGUUUUAUGUCUGGUUAUACACAUUUUGGCUUUUUUUGACAUCCUGAAUGACAAGCAGGCUAUGGAUGGUUAUCUACAGAAUAUUUUAAUGUUUAAUACCGCUGACCUUUUGUGAUUCGCUGCUUAAACUCCAUCAUUAGCGAGCAUGACAAGAGGGCCUCGGGUUUCCCUCCCGGUCGUACUCUUUUUUUAUGACUGGUAUAACUUUAUGAGUAGGUUAGCAGAGUAAAAAACUCUCACUGUGACAUUUCAAUAUGUCAUACACCUAAUGAUGUGUUGUAUACUUUAUUGUAUAACCCAUGUAAACUUUCCUACAUGGACAAAACAUCACAUUUUGACAUGUAACAGUUUUAUAUAUUAUCAUUAAAACUGAACUGUACAAAUGCCUAAAGUAUUGUGUUUCUCAAAGUUUGGAUUCGCAAAAUACAACUGUUGUUAUAUGUAUCUGGGUACUUCAGGCCUUCCCCUGGACUGAAUUACCAAUGACAUUUCUUUAUGUAACCCCCCUGUGUGUCUUUGUGUGCGCAUGUGCAAAGAAAAAUACAGUUUUUUCUCUUCC
This is a messenger RNA of Pseudoliparis swirei, 2207 nucleotides long. RefSeq names its product tripartite motif containing 55b (gene trim55b). The record is from RefSeq and is a predicted model, not a curated record. The transcript has 8 exons. Bases 283 to 1392 code for a protein of 369 amino acids. Gene Ontology annotation, molecular function: zinc ion binding. Lineage: Eukaryota; Metazoa; Chordata; Actinopteri; Perciformes; Liparidae.